Molecule: messenger RNA, 411 nt
Organism: Caenorhabditis briggsae
Lineage: Eukaryota; Metazoa; Nematoda; Chromadorea; Rhabditida; Rhabditidae
Gene: Cbr-dlc-3
Product: Protein CBR-DLC-3
Exons: 3
Coding region: 1-411 (136 amino acids)
Biological process (GO): microtubule-based process; cilium assembly
Cellular component (GO): cytoplasmic dynein complex
Molecular function (GO): dynein intermediate chain binding; dynein light intermediate chain binding
Source: RefSeq, a predicted model, not a curated record
AUGAUGAAAGUCAAUGGAUUCGGGAAGAAAUUAGGCGAGAAAUUGACCGCUAAGCAGUUGAGAUCGAAGUUUGAGAGACAAGAAGAAUGUGAUGAGUCGUAUUUUGAUGAAUUAAAAGAAUCACGAAAAUGGCGGGAACCCCCAGAGAAAGCGCUUCGGUUCGAAAAUGUGAUUGUUCAAGAAACGAAUCUUCCAGUGGAACAAAUGGAAGAAUCCAAGAAGAUGUUAGGAGACGCGCUUCAAUUGUGUGGAAUCGAAAAUGAAAUCGCCAGUUUUAUGAAGAGGAAAUUUGAUGCGAAAUAUGGCGGACACUGGCAAUGCAUUGUUGGACGAAACUUUGGGAGCCACUUGGAUCCGGUUCAAUUCAUUCAUUUCACUGUUUCCAAAAUUUCAGUUAUUUUGUUCAGAUAA